This is a messenger RNA of Hibiscus syriacus, 1161 nucleotides long. Its product is annotated as E3 ubiquitin-protein ligase RHF2A-like. The record is from RefSeq and is a predicted model, not a curated record. Gene Ontology annotation, molecular function: ubiquitin-protein transferase activity. Bases 4 to 1146 code for a protein of 380 amino acids. Lineage: Eukaryota; Viridiplantae; Streptophyta; Magnoliopsida; Malvales; Malvaceae. The transcript is spliced from 7 exons.
AGUAUGGAAGAUACCAAGUCCGAGGCUCAUUUAACCUCUGCUUCAGCAUUUGUGGAAGGUGGAAUCCAGGAUGCUUGUGAUGAUGCUUGUAGCAUAUGCCUUGAAGAAUUUUGCGAAAGCGAUCCAUCCACUAUGACAAGCUGCAAGCACGAGUUUCAUCUGCAGUGCGUUCUUGAAUGGUGUCAAAGGAGUUCUCAGUGCCCCAUGUGUUGGCAGCCAAUUAGCCUGAAAGAUCCAAUUAGUCAGGAGUUGCUUGAGGCCGUUGAACAUGAAAGGAGUUUUAGGUUCAAUCCAUCUAGAAAUGCAACCAUAUUCCAUCACCCGACUUUGGGGGAUUUUAACCUACAUCUGCCUGUGGGGGCAAAUGAAGCUGAGCUCGAGGAGCGGAUAAUGCAGCACUUGGCUGCUGCUGCUGCAAUGGGGCGAGCACGUCACAUUACAAGAAGGGAAGGUCUGAGGAAUAGGUCAUCUGCUCAAGCUUGUCCACGGUUCUUGGUAGUUUCAUCUCAUCCGAACUCUCCCUCUACUAGUCCUUUUUCAUCAUCCCCAACUCACAGAGAUGGUGAGCCAGCCCCUGCAAAUACCGUUGGCUCUCCAUACUCUCAAGAGAGAACUGCGGGGGGAGAAUCUUCAGUAUCAAUUACUCCUAUACCUUCUGUGCAAGCUGAUCAACAGUCCUCUUCAGCAUCUGGCUCCAGUGUUCUUUUGGUCAAUGAUCAAGGCUUGAACAAUAGGUCUCCUAAUCAAUCUCCUAAUAGUCAUGAUAGAGCAGGACCUUCAGAAUUCCAGUCAUUUUCAGAAUCAUUAAAGUCAAAGUUUAAUGCUGCUUCAAUGAGAUACAAGGAGUCAAUUUCAAAGAGUACAAGGGGGUGGAAAGAGAGGUUUUUCUCUCGCAACACUUCCAUGUCAGAUCUUGGUUCUCAAGUUAGGAGAGAGGUUAAUGCUGGCAUUGCAACAGUCUCGCGAAUGAUGGAGCUUUUAGAAACCCGAGAUAAUAGAACUAGCAUGGCUACUGUAUCAAACAGUUCAGAAGACAGGUCUAAUCCAGAAUCAAAUAGUCAACAGAUUUCCAGUGCUGGUGGAGAAGCUACUCCGACUGAAACCAGUGCACUAGCUUCUUGUGCCACAAGUUCUGCUUCCAAAUAAGUGACAUAUUCGUAU